AUGACAUCAUCCACGUGGCUCAAAACUGGCAUAAAUAGUUCGUUUGCUAUUGGCAAUGUCAAAGGUCAUCGUUUUGUAAUACUUCUCUUCCACUUAAAUCUCCAAAGCUUGAAAUUUCUAUCUCGCAGUUACAACUCUGUAUGCAAGAUGGCUGGUCAGAGAAACUACGGGAAGCGAUCGAAUUCUCAGUCUGACUUUGGUGAUAAUAGAGGAAACAAAAGAAGAAAUUCUGGAACUGAUAAAGACCUUUUCUCUAUUGGGCCAGAUGACACUGUGUACCGCUACUUGUGUCCUGGGAAGAAGAUUGGAAGUAUUAUAGGAAGGGGAGGGGAAAUUGUUAAGCAACUAAGAGUGGAUACUAAAUCAAAGAUUAGAAUUGGCGAGUCAGUGCCUGGAUGCGAAGAUCGUGUUGUCACUAUAUAUAGUACUAGCGAGGAAACAAAUGAUUUUGAUGGUAGUGAUGAUCGUGUUUGUCCUGCUCAAGAUGCACUUUUCAAAGUUCAUGAUAGAAUUGUUGCUGAGGACGUUUCAGUUGACGAGGACUCUGAAGAAGCUCCACAAGUUACUGCUCGGCUUCUAGUACCAUCUGAUCAGAUUGGAUGCAUCAUUGGGAAAGGCGGGCAGAUAGUUCAGAAUAUUCGUAGCGAAACUGGAGCUCAGGUUCGCAUUCUUAAGGAUGGCCAUUUGCCUGCAUGUGCGUUGAACUCUGAUGAACUUGUGCAGAUAUCUGGUGAAGCCUCUGUAGUUAAGAAAGCUCUUUAUCAGAUUGCAUCUAGGCUUCAUGAGAAUCCUUCUCGAUCUCAGCAUUUGCUGGCAUCUUCUGUUCCCAGUGUCUAUCCUUCUGGUGGUUCACUUAUAGGGCCCCCUGCUGGUACCUCCAUUAUGGGAUUGACUCCACUGGUCGGGCCUUAUGGGGGAUAUAAAGGAGAGAGUGCAGACUGGUCACGUUCUCUCUACACGGCUCCAAGAAAUGAAGCAUCUUCAAAGGAAUUCUCACUCCGUUUGGCUUGUCCGACUUCUAACAUUGGCGGUGUUAUUGGCAAAGGUGGUGUGAUAAUAAAUCAAAUCAGACAAGAAUCUAGGGCAGCUAUCAAAGUUGAUAGUUCUGCUGCAGAGGGAGAUGAUUGUGUAAUAUCUAUUUCAGCGAAAGAGUUUUUUGAAGACACCUUCUCUCCAACGAUCGAAGCAGCACUGCGCUUGCAGCCCAGAUGCAGUGAAAAAAUUGAAAGAGAUUCAGGUCUUAUUUCUUUCACUACACGGUUACUUGUCCCAACCUCUCGGAUUGGUUGCCUUAUCGGCAAAGGAGGUUCCAUUAUUUCGGAAAUGAGGAAAAUCACUAAAGCUAAUAUUCGCAUACUGUCGAAGGAAAACCUUCCUAAGGUGGCCGCUGAAGAUGAUGAGAUGGUGCAGAUUUCUGGAGAGCUUGACAUUGCCAAGGAUGCUCUUGUACAAGUAACUUCACGCUUGAGGGCAAAUCUUUUUGAGAAGGAGGGUGCUAUGUCCACCUUUGUACCUGUACUUCCAUACCUUCCAAUGUCAGCAGAUGGUCCAGAGAGUUUAAACUAUGAAAGCAGAGAUGCUAAGAACCGUGGCCGUGGAUAUUCCUAUUCUGAUGGAUAUGGUGGCUCUCCUGAAUUGCCACGUGUUGAUGCUUAUGGGACUUAUAGUGGUCUUCAUAGUGGUGGUGGUAGCUCUGCUUAUGGAGUAUAUGGAGGUCAUUCCUCUGGUCGUUCUGGUGGUUCUGGGUUAUCUGGACAGUUUGAUAAUAAGAUUGCAGCUGAGAUAUCUGAAGCCUGA
Fraxinus pennsylvanica is the source of this 1797-nucleotide messenger RNA. The record is from the annotation of a GenBank genome assembly. Lineage: Eukaryota; Viridiplantae; Streptophyta; Magnoliopsida; Lamiales; Oleaceae.